UGACAACUAUUGCUUCAAAUACCGGGAUACUGAAUAUAUCAAAUAAUCACGUGCACAUAUACAGGGUCCCAACAAUUAUUUGCACAAACAAGAAUUUGACUAUCGUGGCUGAGCCAUUUUACACGAAAGAGGACAAUCUGGAUUCACGUGACAUCUGAACCAUCCGGAUGUUCUCGAGCCAAAAGAUAAUAGUGAGAUUGAGACUAUCAAUUUGACGUCUCCAGUUUCGAUGUAUUGAGUACGUGUUAACCGAUGAGAUUAACGUAUCGCUAAGGAAAAUUGACAACACGUAUCGAUUGAUAGCGCCUGCACAAUAAAACAGAAAUAAUUCUACGUUCAUUUGGAAGAUCGAAGUGGACUGUGAAAUACUGUAACAUUUGAUAUAAAUAAUGACUAAUAAUUUUCCGAAUUUUUUUAUUGGAACUGUAAUUCUUCUCUUUGUGCUGUUGGAGUCUGUUCAAAGUGACGUGAUAAAUUCUGAAGGGAAAGCUCUCCACAGACUCCCCAAAAAUAUUUCCCCAACUAAUUACGAAUUAUGGCUGUACCCUCAUCUGAAGUUGAGCAACUUCACGUAUGAGGGCCGUGUAAUUAUAUCCAUCUCUGUUCUCUCAAACACAAACUCCAUUACCCUAAACGCAGAGGGGUUGAACAUCUUUCAAGAAAGGAGUGAAUUGUUCCAUGGGAACAAUUCGAUUGACAUUCUUUCUCAAAAUUUGGACGACGAGAGACAGUUCUACAUCAUCUCACUGGCUGUCACCAUUCCACCAGGGAUCUACUCCUUGCGGUUGAAUUUCCUCGGAGAAAUCCGAGACGAUGUUUUCGGCUUUUAUCGAAGUGCCAUCAAAGUCGGGACGAAAACGAGAUGGAUGGGAGUCACGCAGUUCUCACCAACCUUUGCUCGUGCGGCUUUUCCUUGUUUCGAUGAACCGCACUUCAAAGCAACUUUCCAACUUCAUCUUGGACAUUACAAUGAUGAGAGAGUCACGUCUAAUACGUUUCCAUUUAUGGAUACACCGACCGAAAUAGAGAACUAUACUUUGACGACAAUGCUAAGAACACCGAGAAUGUCCACCUACCUUUUCUGCUGGUCAAUUCACAAUUUCGAAUACGAUUCGCCCCCAAAUAUUUCAUUCUUCGGUAUAUGGACACGAAAAUCAAUGUACGGAAAGGGUAAUCAGGCUUUAGAGAAAGGAUUGCGUUUGUACUCGGCCCUUCAAUCAUGGACGAAUAUUUCAAAUUCAAUUGGUAAGAUGGUACACCUAACUGUACCAGAUUUUCAUUUUUCCGCUAUGGAGAAUUGGGGAAUGAUAACUUUUCGCGAAUCUGUUCUUCUUCACGGGGAGAAUAUAACCCCUUCGACGAUUAUUCACGGAGGAUUGACUACGAUGGCUCAUGAAUAUGCUCACACGUGGUUCGGUAAUCUGGUGACACCGGAAUUUUGGACAAUUGCGUGGCUGAAGGAGGGUUUUGCCACUUAUUUCGCGUAUCUCGCAAGAUCACUUGUCGACACAGAUCUGAAGGCUAUGAAUUUAUUCGUAGUUGAAAAUUUAGAGAGCGCUCUUUUGGAAGAUUCUGGAAAACAUCUGAGAACUAUGAAUGGAAAAGAUGCCAGCGAAAAUAGUAGUUCAUUAAGUAUUAUGGAUUUCGUUCCUUACAAGAAAGGUUCUUCCGUGAUUCGUAUGAUUGCUGAGUUGAUGGGUUUGAAGGGCUUUCAGAUGGCCAUGAGGUCUUAUCUAAAAGAUAGAUUAUAUGAUGUUGGGACACCUUCAAUACUCUAUCAAUAUCUCCAGAAAUACCCAGAAGACCUAGUAACUCCAAUCAACUUCGAGGCAGUGAUUGAAAGUUACGCGAAUCAACCUGGUUACCCUCUGAUAACCCUCACCAGGAAUUACUCCUUGAAUUCUCUGAGCAUUAGUCAGCAACCGUUCUAUCAAAAUCCUGAUUAUGCGUAUAGGAAAGCCUCAAUGUGGUGGGUCCCACUGAGUCUGAUGACUCAGUAUGGAACUAGAGUGUUUCGUUUUGGCUCGAUUUGGUUGAAGAACAAUCAAUUGACAAUCACAAUGAAUAGCGAUGGUAUUGGAAUAGGGGAGUGGAUCAUAUGUGACAGUGACAAAGCCGGCUAUUACCGUGUGAAUUACGACGAGAGAAAUUGGAACAUGUUAACAGCGCAACUGAUGUCCGGAGGGUUCGAUAGGAUUGGCUCAGUAGCACGAGCAACUCUCCUAGAUGAUGCUUUCAAUUUGGCUCGUGGUGGCUACAUCAAUUACAGUGUACCAUUUCAUCUUGCCCGAUAUCUCAUUGACGAAGUCGAAUACGAGCCCUGGUUAGCCGCGACGAGUUCUCUCGAUUUCUUGAAUAAAAAUUUUCAAGAUCUACCCGUCCUUCGAGACUCUCUACAGGAUUAUGUUAGACGUUUACUGGCGCCGAUUUACCAAUCUGUAACCUUGACUGCGUCAAAUCGAAAUUCGCUCCGGGAGAAACUUCUCCGACAGCUGAUACAAUCCACCGCAUGCACCAUGAAGAACGAGCAUUGUUUAAAUACCGCGAAUUUAUUAUUUACGAAGUGGAUUGCGAAUUCUUCACAAAGGAUUGACGCAGAGAUGAAAAGUUCUGUGUACUGCGUUGGAAUUCGAAGCGGAAACGAAUGGGAUCUAGUGUUCCGGAGAUUUCUGAAUGAAGAUCUGCACACUGAGAAAGAGGUAUUGAUCAGUGGCCUCGGUUGUACCAAUAAUUCUGCGUCGAUCACAAGAUAUUUAGAUUUCAUGAUAAGCGAUGCGCCCCAAUUGCCGAAACAAUAUCGUUUGAAAAUACUUGAUUCGGUUUUGACCGGAGACCCCGAGAAUGUGAAGAAAGCACUGCUACAUUUAUCCAAAAAUCUCCAAAAAAUCAUAACUAUGAGAGGAUAUCCUUUCCUAAAUAAGAUGAUCACUGCCAUCGCAGGACGAAUCACGUCAUUCGCAAACCUACAAAUGUUCUUAUCAAUCGUCGAUAACAACGCGGGUCUUUUAAAGCCGUCUGAGGAUAAAGUAAAGAAAGCAACUGCAGACAUUCAAGCAAAUCUCUCCUGGAUUCGAAAAUAUUCAACUACUAUUGAAAAUACUACUGUAAAUAUGUUGUAAAAUUAUAUAAAACGAUCUCAAGUA
Molecule: messenger RNA, 3143 nt
Organism: Diachasmimorpha longicaudata
Lineage: Eukaryota; Metazoa; Arthropoda; Insecta; Hymenoptera; Braconidae
Product: membrane alanyl aminopeptidase-like
Exons: 10
Coding region: 390-3119 (909 amino acids)
Biological process (GO): peptide catabolic process; proteolysis
Cellular component (GO): cytoplasm
Molecular function (GO): metalloaminopeptidase activity; peptide binding; zinc ion binding
Source: RefSeq, a predicted model, not a curated record